AUGACUCGAGUUUUCCCAAAAAACGAAUGCGCACCUUCUCAAGGGGCGCGAGACACAAUCAGUGACCCUUAUUCGGAUUGGAAUGCCUCUAGCAGUGCUCCUGCUCCCUCUCAUUCGAUUCGCAAUACUCCCGGCAGUGUUCCUUUUCAUCCGAUAUGGAAUCUCCCCGAGGAAUCUACAUCUGACAGAUCUACACCCAAGCCGAUCCCUCCGCCAAUUCGCAGAAUGGGACUUGCGUCUGUUCCUAUCGAAACGGAUCUCUCAGAGAGGAUGUCAGAUUUGUCAGUCGGUGGAAUUCCGGAAGAGCCCUUAGAUGCGAGGCGGGCGAGUGGCAUAAGGGGUCUAAUUAGACGCGCCUCGGUAUCGAUAAAGAAUAGAAAGCGGAGGCAUUCGCAUACUACCGAAGAGCGACCAUCAUCUUCCUCAUCCCCAUGGCACAGAUUACGACAAGCUACAAGUUUUAACAGAAAUUCGAGGUUGUUAUCGCCUCAUGGUGAUGGUCCUGUGGAUUCCUGUUCAGAAUUAACAUCACCGAUACCUGGAUAUGGCGGGGCACCGCCGAUCAUACCGACUGGUACGGGUGGCGCCGCAAGAGCUACGGCAGCUGCGCAAAAUCUCUUCAAGAACCGACAAUUUUUAGCAUCAGAAGAUACACAGCAGAAUGAUCGGGAAAGUGCUAUUGGCAUAGCGAUGACUACGAAUAUUGAAUCGAUGCAAGCCUUAGAUGCGUCAAUUAGCAGGGUAGAUUUCGUACGAGUCCUCCCGCUGGAACUUUCUAUUCAAGUCUUAGCGUAUCUGGAUUAUCGCUCUCUCCUCAAUGUCGAAUUGGUUUGUCGCAAAUGGGCAUCUACGGCUGGGUCACAACAUGUUUGGCGUGAGGCUUUCUUAAGACAGAAAUCUCGGGGUUAUGCUAUGAGCGGGCCAGUUGCGCCAGGAGCAGGACUUGGCGUUCCGACAUUAAACCCCGACACGGAUUGGAAAGACGUAUAUCGCAUCAAACAAAUAUUGGAGAAGAGGUGGAGUAGGGGGAUGGCAACGACAACAUACCUCAUGGGGCAUUUGGAUAGCAUAUAUUGCUUACAAUUCGAUGAGUCCAAAAUUAUUACGGGUUCUCGAGACAGGACGAUUCGAGUGUGGGAUUUGAAAACUUAUACUUGUACCUUGGUUAUUGGGCCUCCAGGAGUUGUGAACGAUUCCUCUACCAUGACUGCUAGUGAUGGUACUCUUCAGCACCAUGCGACCGGUCCCAAUCAAAAACGAUAUGCCCAGACUAAACCACCAAUGGUCUCGUUCCCAGUUCAUCAUGACGCAUCGAUUUUGUGUCUUCAGUACGACGAUGAAAUCCUUGUAACUGGUUCAUCAGACAGCACAUGUAUCGUGUAUGACAUCAAGAAAGGAUAUAAGCCAAUGAUGCGUCUACGUCAUCAUACCGCGGCUGUACUUGAUGUUGCGUUCGAUGAUCGAUAUAUCGUUACAUGCUCGAAGGAUGUUACUAUCUGUAUCUGGGAUCGUCGCUCGGGGGAGUUGAUUAAGCAACUUCGUGGACAUUCAGGACCAGUCAAUGCAGUACAAAUGAGGGGAAAUACCAUCGUUAGCUGCAGUGGAGACUUCCGAGUCAAGUUAUGGAACAUUGACACGGGCAAGAAUAUUCGAGAAUUUUCCGGUCAUACCAAGGGUUUGGCCUGUAGUCAAUUUUCCGAGGACUCAAAAUACAUUGCUUCGGCUGGUAACGACAAAGUCAUCCGCAUUUGGGAUGCUAAUACGGGAGAAUGUUUAAAGAAAAUUCCGGCUCAUGACAAUUUGGUUAGAUCUUUACAUAUAGAUUCGGCUAGUGGAAGAUUGAUUUCAGGCAGCUAUGAUCAAGAUAUCAAAGUCUGGGAUAUGGAAUCUGGACGAUUACUUCUGGAUUUCCCAAAGUGGCACGCUAGUUGGGUUUUGGGGGCCAAGAGUGAUUAUAGGAGGCUUAUCAGCACGGGACAGGAUCCGAAGAUUCUUGUCAUGGACUUUGGGCAAGAUAUCAAGGGGAUUGAGAAGUUAGAGAGUAUUACAAGGGGUGGGAGAAGUGGGAGGGGAAGGAAUUGGGAAUUAUAG
Sclerotinia borealis F-4128 is the source of this 2091-nucleotide messenger RNA. The record is from the annotation of a GenBank genome assembly. Lineage: Eukaryota; Fungi; Ascomycota; Leotiomycetes; Helotiales; Sclerotiniaceae.